UAAAGGCGCGCGUCUCUCUCGCGACCCACCACUCAGAUACUCGCGGCCGUCUGGCGCAGAUAUCAGCUUCAAAAACUCCAAGAUGUCUCUGCUGAGCGUCGUCGUGGUUGUGACAUUUUCGGCACUUAUGAUACUUCAGCAGUAUGAGUGUCAGUUGGCGCAGAUGCUGAUGAGCGAGGACCCUAAUCACCCGGGGAAGUGCGUGUACGAGAACCAGCCUCAUGACGUGGACUCCGAGUGGACAGAGCCUGGAUGCCAACGAGGAUCUUGUCACAAGAACCAAGAUGGAACAUAUCGUAUCACCUUAGCCGGAUGCGGCAAGAUGGCGGUGCCAGGGGGCUGCACCCUGGUGAGCAACAACUCCCUGCCGUACCCCGAGUGCUGUCCGAAGCUCCAGUGCGACUAGCCUCCAGGCCUGGAGACUUCACGUGUCCGCGCAUGAAGUAGUGUAGCUGAUUACUUGAAAUGAACUUUCUGAUGUCAGACUUACUUAAGAAAAUAUACAAACCAUACUGCUUA
Messenger RNA from Bacillus rossius redtenbacheri, 519 nucleotides. RefSeq names its product U-scoloptoxin(16)-Er13a-like. The record is from RefSeq and is a predicted model, not a curated record. The coding region runs from base 83 to 406 and encodes 107 amino acids. Lineage: Eukaryota; Metazoa; Arthropoda; Insecta; Phasmatodea; Bacillidae. The transcript has 4 exons.